AUGAAAACUGUAGCCCAACAGAUGUUCCGGACCUGCGACAAACUCUUCACAAGAAAAACACUCAAUGAUGUUCAGGAGGCCCAUCCGUCCAACAUUGAAACAGCAGCACAGAUGGAUAACAUCCAGCACCUGACUAGUCCUUCCCACCUGUCCAUUGUUGAGGAUGUGAGAGCGGGUGUGCACCAUGUGGAGGCUGUGAUGGAGCGAGCCCAUCACGGUGGUGGAUGGCUCUUGUCCGGCAUCAUCUGCAUUAACAUCCUGAUCCUGGGCUGUGCCCUGGUCAGCGGCAGUGCCUUCAACAGUGUGGCCAUUACUGCUGUGCACAGGCAAAUCUUCGUCAUCGUUCUCCUCCUCCUCACUAUGUUAUGGAUGCUGUUUUACACAGUGUUCACUUUCCGGAAAGAUCAAGCAGUCUUGUUCAAAGACAGCCAUGCAGGGCCUGUAUGGCUCAGAGCUGGACUUUUGCUGUUCGGCCUGCUCAGUUUCCUCAUGGACAUCUUCAAGAUUGCCACUUAUGUGGGCUACCUUCACUGUGACUCUGCUGUUAAAGUUGCUUUCCCUGUCGUGCAAGCUGUUUUUUUGUUAAUCCAGACCUAUUUCCUGUGGAUUCAUGCAAAGGACUGUGUGCAGCUUCACACAAAUUUCACUCGGUGUGGACUCACUCUUACACUUUCAACAAACCUGGUAGUAUGGAUGGCAGCUGUUACUGAGGAAUCUAUUCAUCAAACUGAGAUUCCUGAUCUGAAUGUCAGUGUUUCACAUAAGAUGUACAGAGCCAGCUACGGUGACAAGAAGUGUAAAUGUAGUCACUCAGCAUGUGGCACCUUCAAAGAGGCCUUCUACUACCUGUACCCCUUUAACAUAGAAUACAGCCUUUUUGCAGCUGCUAUGGCCUACGUCAUGUGGAAAAAUGUCGGCCGACUUGUAGAGGAUCAUAGCCACCACAAUGUUAAAUUCCAUCCAAAAGAUGUGUGUUUGGGCCCUCUCACAGGAAUACUCCUAGUGGUGGCAGGACUUGUAACAUUUAUAGUGUAUGAGAUAUACAUACUAAAAGAGGGGGAGGAGAAGACAAACAAGGCACUGCUGAUUCAUUUUAUCAUGAAUAUAGUAAUAGUGAGCAUGAUGUCCCUCUCCACUAUCAUCGGCUGUAUCAUCUACAGGCUAGACCACAGGGAGCACGUGUCAGAGAAAAACCCAACACGCAGCCUGGAUGUGGGGCUGCUGGUGGGAGCCUCAAUGGGACAGUUCAUCAUCAGCUAUUUCACUAUUGUGGCUGUGGUAGCAACAGGAGCCAGAGGCUAUCUUAAUGCCCUCAACCUGUCGUGGGCUAUCCUGACAGUGCUCCAGCUAGGACUACAGAACUAUUUCAUCAUUGAAGGCCUACACCGGGAGCCCUUCCAUGUGAUGCAGGAAGCAGCUCUGCACACAAAUGCCCAUGCUUUUCAAGAGCAUGCAGAGAUGAAUCCUGUUGUAGAAAGGAAUAAAUCAAUCUACAUCCUUACUUCAAGUUCUCAUAAGCUAAGCUUGAAGAGAAGAGUGCUGAAGGAAGUCUGUGCCUUUCUGCUGCUAGCAAACAUCAUUUUGUGGAUCAUGCCUGCAUUUGGCGCUCGUCCCCAGUUUGAUCACUCCAUCGAGAUCCAAUUCUACAAAUUCACAAUGUGGGCUGCUAUUGUGAAUAUCGGACUUCCUUUUGGAAUCUUCUACCGCAUGCACUCAGUCGCCAGUCUCUUUGAAGUAUACUUAAUCUCUUAG
Messenger RNA from Scomber scombrus (Atlantic mackerel), 1752 nucleotides. It is a transcript of the gene otop2, whose product is annotated as otopetrin 2. The transcript is spliced from 7 exons. Gene Ontology annotation, biological process: proton transmembrane transport. The coding region runs from base 1 to 1752 and encodes 583 amino acids. NCBI's taxonomy places the organism in Eukaryota, Metazoa, Chordata, Actinopteri, Scombriformes, Scombridae. Gene Ontology annotation, cellular component: membrane. Gene Ontology annotation, molecular function: proton channel activity. The record is from RefSeq and is a predicted model, not a curated record.